Saimiri boliviensis boliviensis (Bolivian squirrel monkey) is the source of this 1610-nucleotide messenger RNA. RefSeq names its product C-C motif chemokine receptor 6 (gene CCR6). The record is from RefSeq and is a predicted model, not a curated record. NCBI's taxonomy places the organism in Eukaryota, Metazoa, Chordata, Mammalia, Primates, Cebidae. Gene Ontology annotation, cellular component: membrane; external side of plasma membrane. Gene Ontology annotation, molecular function: C-C chemokine receptor activity; C-C chemokine binding. Gene Ontology annotation, biological process: positive regulation of dendritic cell chemotaxis; G protein-coupled receptor signaling pathway; cell chemotaxis.
GAAAAAACUCGGAGGCUGCUGGUUUGUGGAACAAAAAGCUCCUUCUUGAUUGAGUGACUUCACUUUCCUGCUCCCUCUGUCUGUGAGCUGAAGGGGCUGAGCUGUACACUCCUUUUUCUAUAUCCAGCCUGCAUUUUGUUUUUGCUCACAAUGUGCGAGGAAUCAGUGAAUGGUAGCGAUUUAGACUCCCCUGAAGAUUGUUUCACAUCAGUCAAUACGACAUAUUACGACUCACUUGAUCCCGAAAACCUGCUGUGCUCCUUGCAGGAGGUCAGGGAGUUCUCCAGGCUGUUUGUACCCAUCGCCUACUCCUUGAUCUGUGUCUUUGGCCUCCUGGGGAAUAUUCUGGUGGUGCUCACCUUUGCUUUUUAUAAGAAGGCUAGGUCUAUGACAGAUGUCUAUCUCUUGAACAUGGCCAUUGCAGACAUUCUCUUUGUUCUUACCCUCCCAUUCUGGGCAGUGAAUCACGCCACCGGUGCGUGGGUUUUCAGCAAUGCCAUGUGUAAGUUGAUGAAAGGCAUCUAUGCCGUCAACUUCAACUGCGGGAUGCUGCUCCUGACAUGCAUUAGCGUGGACCGGUACAUGGCCAUUGUACAGGCAACUAAGUCGUUCCGACUCCGAUCCAGAACGCUACCUCGCAGCAAAGUCAUCUGCCUUGCUGUGUGGGGAGUGUCGAUCAUCAUCUCCAGCUCAGCUUUUAUCUUCAACCAGAAAUACAACAUCCAAGGCAGCGACGUCUGUGAGCCCAACUACCAGCCUGUCUCGGAGCCCGUCAGGUGGAAGCUGCUGAUGUUGGGGCUUGAGCUCCUCUUCGGUUUCUUUAUCCCUUUGGUGUUCAUGAUAUUUUGUUACAUGUUCAUUGUCAAAACGUUGGUGCAAGCGCAGAAUUCUAAAAGACACAAAGCCAUCCGUGUGAUCAUAGCCGUGGUGCUUGUGUUUCUGGCUUGUCAGAUUCCUCAUAACAUGGUCCUGCUUGUGACGGCUGCAAAUUUGGGUAAAAUGAACCGAUCCUGCCAGCAUGAAAAGCGAAUGGGCUAUACGAAAACCGUCACGGAAGUCCUGGCUUUCCUGCACUGCUGCCUGAACCCUGUGCUCUAUGCUUUCAUUGGGCAGAAGUUCAGAAAUUACUUUCUGAAGAUCAUGAAGGACCUGUGGUGUGCGAGAAGGAAGCACAAGUCCCCAGGCUUCCCCUGUGCCGGCAGGUACUCAGAAACCUUCGUCUCCCGGCAGACCAGCGAGACUGCAGAUAACGAGAACGCGUCCUCCUUCACGAUGUGACGUGCUGCGCGACAGAAAGCCGAGUCUCCCUAAGGCAUUUGGGAAACAUACUCAUAGAUAUUAUGCAAAAAAAAAAAAAAAAAGUCUGUGGCCAAAUACACAUGGAAAAUGUGGGAAUUAAGCAAAAUCAGGCAAGCGUCUCUCCUGCGGGACUGAACGUGCUCGUGGGCUGUGUGGUCGCUUCAGGGUGGGGGUGGUUUCUGACUGGCAGCAUUUUUCAGCACACUUUACAAGGAAUGUUCUGUAGCCCUGGAGUGUAUAUAGGCCUGGCGUGUCACUAAACAGCCUUUGGGAAAUGCUGAAUUAAAGUGAAUUGCUGACCAAUGUAAAAA